This is a messenger RNA of Porites lobata, 17994 nucleotides long. The record is from the annotation of a GenBank genome assembly. Lineage: Eukaryota; Metazoa; Cnidaria; Anthozoa; Scleractinia; Poritidae.
AUGUCAGGUUACAAGCUUUACUAUUUUGCAAUCCGCGGUAGAGCAGAAAUCGACAGAUGGGCAUUUUCAGCUGCUGAAAUUGAGUUCGAAGACAUUCGAUUGAAUCGAGACGAAUGGGUCAAGGAAAAAGAGUGUAAGUAAAAAGAAUAAGAUCAAGUUGGUGAAUUUCAUUCGAAAGCUUAAUUGAUUGUCCUCUGAAUUUUGGUCUAGUUCUCGGUGAAAAUCAAUUAAAAGUUAUGGAAAAUGAAACAAACACUACACAGUCGCGUGCUUUGCAGACAACAAUUUUAUCGGUUUCGUGACAGUGAUAGUUGUCGAAAACGAAUUUCGUUCGAUUGCAAGAUGUGGUUUCCGUUUUGUACCUGUUGAUAUUUAAAACGGAUAUUGAACGGUUUUGUUUCUAACUCCAGGACACUUUGCUUCGUGACGAAUGUCACCAUAUUAUUAUUAUAACUAGGUAUACCUAUCGAUAGAGUGCCAACGAACAAAUCAUGCGUAAUUUGCUUAGGAAUAAAAUUCCUUUUUUCCCAUUUGACCGUUUCUUGGUCCCUUCCUGUUGCAAGGAUUAUUUUCUUGAAAAGUUCUCAGAUUCAGUCUGGUGGCUUUACAAACCUGCUAUGUAAAAGUGUGAAGUGCCUUGAAAGAAUAAAGUCAGCUUUGCAGAGGAAGCGAUCGAGAAUAUUAUUAAGACCAGCUACAAAUCUACUGUCGGUUCGGUUUCACAUUGUUGAUAAAUAUUUGCACAGUUUAAUCAUUUAAACCUCCUUUCAAAUUUCCCGAGGCUUUUUGUUAUCGGAUUGAAACUUAGAAUGAUUCGCUGGGCCAUCUGAAAUGUUUGCAAGGACAUGCGAUGUACGGCACGUCGGUAUUUAAUUUUAGUUCAUUAUUUUUAUACUGAACUCGGCCACGUUUCGAAAAAAAUGGCGUUGUUUUCUUUUCCUUUGUCGUUCGCUUUAGGCUUGUAAUUCGUUUUUGUUCUCAUUGUUUUUGUUUGCUGGUUAGAUUUUUUCCCCAACACCAGAUUUUCCAACAGAAGCGACUGCAUUCUUCGUUUGUCAAGCUUUCCCUAUCUCCUCGUGUAAUCUGAUCCUUUUUAGUGGUGAGAAUAUUGCUUGCUGCACAUAGAACACUUUUGCUGUUUUACAAACUUCUCUUCGUUAAAACUUAACAUUAUGGCCCCUAAAAUUAAUAGAAUAUAUCAAGUGCUCAUGUCUCUUGACUGCGGUGGCCGGGUUUGACGAAAACAUUUAGGUAAAUAAACACAGGAAGUCACGACGGCGGGAAGUGUGUGAAAUUUUGUUUGUUAUUCAACUUGAGCCCGUGCGCCAGGUACGGGGGAGGGGGCAGUUAAGAAGGGAUUGUUAUGAUGUUUUGACAAAAAACAGAGGAAGUGGCCCCCCCAAAAAAUUCUGAAGCCAGAAAGGAAUGUCAAUUUUGCCAAGGGGAACUCCCCUAUUUGGCCUCAACCACUAUGUGCUGCUGAACAAGGUAUGGUUUUCAGGGUGUUGGGUCUUGAACAGAUCAGGUAUACAAUUUCACUUUUUAGCCUUUUGUACGAGGUGCCGUUUUGGACUGCAAGCCUCAAAAUGAGUGUGAAUUUUGGCAUAUUGAUAUCAUGGGUGACAGUGACAAUUCACCAUGACAAUGGUGGGCUUUUGAGUUGCUUAUUGUGUGAAGAACUCCAUGCACUGUGAAGUCUAAACAUCUAUAACUGGAAUCUCCAAAUUCUCAAUCUAGAGAAAACUCACAAUUCUCGCCCCUUCCCAAAUCGUUUAUUUGUCUAUAUCUCCCAGAAUCUAUACGAGGUAUGUGACCAAACCCAACCAGGGUGUCUCUCUCUUGUGCGCCCUCUCCUAGGAGAGAUUUGUGGGAAUCAGGUUGAUCCUGGCACUAAAAUAAUACAGAAUGUUGUCAUGGCGAUUUGCCAUUUUUACAUGUAAAAUCCUAAACGUUGAAAUGUUGCUGCAAUAAUAUGGAGUAAUUUGUCACCCAUGAUGUUGUAGUAGAUUAAAUCUUUGAAGAUAGCUGUUUUUUCCCCUUCCAGAGGAUGGGAGGGGCUGGUCGUCUGCAUUCAAGGGUGCCAGUUGCAGCCGCUAUCAAUCAAUUUAUGAGCUUACUCCGUGUAAGCCGUGAAAGGUAGACCACACCCACCGGGGAAACUUCCCAAUAAACCAAAUAAAGAAGGUUUAAUUAGAUGUAUUUCUGGCUUUUUCGGCGUGAAUUCAAUUCAUUGAUUUAGUCGGGUUUUUGUCUCUAUGGCGUUACCCCUCGUAACAAGCUUGGGAUGCCUUUGGAGAUAUUAGUAAUUUUGCCAUCAUCUAAUUCGAAGUUAAAUAAGGUCUCUGAUUGAUUGAUUGAUCGUUAAUUGUUGUUGUUUUCAGCUGGCAGACCACCACUUGGUCAGAUGCCAUUUCUCGUGACUCCUGAAGGAAAGAUCCUGGCACAAUCUGGUGCAAUUAUGAAAUACAUCUGCAAGAAAUCAGGUAUUAAAGAAGUAAUGUCGGUAGUGGAGCUACGUCUAAAUAAGAGGACAGAAAGAGCUGGAUGUAUACAGUCUGCAAUUUUUUGGUUUGUUCCUUUAACACAUCCCUGAUAUACAGUUAGUCCCUGUUAGGGUAAAAUUCUAACAAGCGACAUGGCCUUAAAACAGUGCAUAAGAUAGUUGAAAUGGCAACAAACGGCAUAUUUUAAGAUGAGUUAAAUACCAACAGGGACAUGGCCUACUCUUCAAACGCGCAACUACCCUAUUUGAAAUUCAGACUAGGAACAUACAUGUGUGUACCUUUCUUCCACCCCCUCCCCUUCUCAACAGGGCCCCUGCAGUGACUAACGUAUGGUUAAUACGGACAUAGGGACUUGACAUACUGUCUGUAUUAUCCAAUUAUCCAGAUGUCCGUACAAAGCGGGCUGUCAGAAGAAAAUGCCACCAACACAUUCUUUACUGAUACAAAGAUACAAAGGAGCAAUGACUGAAGCAAAAAGCCGAGGAAGUGAAACUUGUUUAAUAGGAGGCCAAAACUCUAGUAUUUGAUAAGGGUCAUACACCAGACGGAAAACUGAAUGAUCAAAGUCAAAAAUGCAGACUGCUUGCAAUAAGCACACAAUGAAAAUAUACAGUGCACACGGCAGGUAUCCUGUGUCCGCAAAGCGGGGUUUGAUAUAUGAGAGUUUGUGAUUCGGGGUUUUCUGCAUCUCAACAAUCUUUCUUGACAGAGAGGGCCAUUUGUAUUGUCGAACGAUUAAAGAAAAGUACAUGUAUGGGCUACACCGCUCUGUUUCUGAGUGCAAUCGUACAAUGUCAUAAGUCAAUUUCUUCUUCUUCUUUUUUUUUCCUGCCUUAUUUGUAGGACCACGGUUUGUUGAUACAGAAAUUUUUCUAUGUUGGCAAAGAGACGUAACAACUUCUAGUUACCCUGCGAGCACAGGUUUCUCUAAAAGAAACCAACUAGGCGACUGACAAGCGACGCGAACGACUUCGUAAACGCUAAAAGCCUCCCUCACCCCCUACCCCCGUGAACCCGAGGAGAGCUUGCUCGCAGGCCACUAAAAGCCGUGCUAGAGAGAAAAUUGUGCUCGCAGGGUAACUUCCAGUCCUCUCAAUUAAGCGGGUGACCGUAUAGCGGGGCUUCCACUGUACUUGAUGCUCGCGUUUCCAAACCCUGAUUUAUGACCAUUUCUGAUAAACUUUUCAGGUUUGUCUCCAAGUGACAGUUUUGACGAAGCAGUUGCUGAUAUGAUCCAUGAUGGAGUUAAUGAUUUGCGUUCUCUUUUGCUCAAGGCACACUUUGAGAAGGACGAAGCGGCAAAGGUACGAUUCCACAGUUUGACUUGUAGCUAGAAAAGUAGCCUCUGCUGAUAACUGUCCACUAACGGGUUAAAGCGCAGGUCAAAAGAUUACAGACAGAGCACACCGGUAGCAUGCGUAGCAAGCGUUUCCGCUUGAGUUACAGUAAAAACCCGCGACUAAGAACCUGGUUUUUAAGAACCUGCUGGGCUAAAAUUUGCCAGUAUGGCCUCCUCUAUAACAGUUCUAUACAAGAACCUCUUUAGCCUAAAAUCUGGAACAGGUUCUUAUUUUCUACAAUCUAUAAGAAAGAAUUCUGUACACUUGGGCAAAUAAUAAACAUUCCGGAUCCUUAGCUUUUCGGAGACAAUAGACCUGUGCCUUAUUACUCCAGCUGUGAUUGUACUGGUAUACAGGUUUUACCUAAGGAAUCGAAUGAGCUGAAUACCACUAUGUUCUCUUAGCUACAAUGUAUUUUUUUUUUCUUAAAAUAAAGGACCUAUUUAAGAACCUAACUAUAGCCUAAAUAGGUGCUAAAUACCAUUUAUGUAACAACCUGUUUAGGCUAACCUGGGAAAAUGCAGGUUCCCAGUCGUCGGUUUUUAAUGUAUUGCUAUCUUUCCAGCUUUCGCGCUAACUCGAGCGGAAACGCGUGCUAUGCCAUUAAAUGGCCAUAACUCUGCACAGGAAAGGAGAAGGUGUUGGGUCAACUCGAUUGGUGCAAGAUUUUUUGUUUCUUAGUCUGUUUGCUCUAUUUUUAUUUUUCAUGUACUUAUUAUCGUUUUCUUUACUAACUGGCAGAAUGUCAUAAAAUGAAAUCAUUUGAUACCUGCCUAACCGUUAUCUAUAUCUUUAUUUAAGGAGACGCAAUUGAAGGAGUUUUUCGGAACAACUCUUCCUGCCCGACUUGAGAAAUAUGACGCUCUUCUUAAAAGCAAGGAUAACGGCGAGGGGUUUUUUCUUGGAGCCAAGGUAAGUAUACGGGAUAAAUAUCAAAGGUAGAACCUGACCUAUUUGCAUUUGCUUUUGGGAUUCCGGAGCCACUCGACCCACCUCAAAUUCUCUAACCCCCCAAUACCCCCCGCCACAAGACAAUGGUGGAACGGUCGAAUUUGUACAGUAAAUAGAAAUCACUUGUCUUUGGUGAAAAUUAAUUUGAGCUACGCCCAUGACUAUUGCAAAAAGAUCAUUUCCUAUAUGCAUAGCUGAGUCGGCGAGUGGAAAAGAUGACUGAAGCGAAUCGUGCGUUCUGACUGGCUGCCCGGGCGGCCAAGAUGGGCCCAUUUUGCCCGCUCGGGAUUUCCCGCGUUGGUCCCGUAAGAAAAAGUCCUCUUUUUGGCCAUAUGAAAAAUCCUUUACUGACCACUGGCAAGCUUGUUCGGUCAAGAUGGCUGUAUAUUGGCUUCGUUCGUUUUUGCGCUUUUAUUGACCUCUAGCCUGAGUAUCAGGCCUUCCUAAGGGGUUAGGGGAGAGGAGAUUUUAGAUGGAGGAGCGGGGAGGGGGGAGCUCUCUCCCUUUGCGCUUCCAUCUUUCCCCUUUUCCGCAAGAAAUGCCUGAUACUCGGGCUAAUUGACCUCGAAGUUGGGGUUGGGGGGGGGGGACAAGUUUGUGCCUCCCAUCAUACACACGUCUGUAAAAUUUCACGGCUUUGAGGAGUUAUAUCUUUGUUAGUUUUCAGCAAAUCACUUUCAAACUAGGUAAUUUUACUAAUCUUAGUGCGCUCUUUUGAGUGGUUUCGACGGAUUUUUCCUUUUUUCCAUGCCAAAAGUUGAGAAAAAACAGUGAAAAGGUCUAUCCAAGACAGUCUUAGAUUCUGGAUUCCAGAUACUGGAUUCCAGUCUUUGUCAGUGGAACUUGGAUUCUGGAUUCCAAUCGUCAGUUGGAUUCUGGAUUCCUUGAACUGUAGUCCGGAUUCCAAAGCCCAGGAUUCCUGAUUCCACAAGCAAAAUAUUCUCGGAUUCCGGAUUCAAUCUGGAUUCUAUUACAUGGAGCGACUUAUUAUGGUUUUUUAUUCGGCCUCGCUCACUGUUAAAGUUGUUCAAACAAAACUUCUCCGUACUAAAGCGAGUAAUUCAUUUCUCUUUUCUUCUUUUCUCUAGCUCAGCUACGCCGACAUUUCGUUCGUUGAAUUUUUUAACAACUUGAGUUUGUUGGUGAAAAAGCAGAAAGAUGAAGGCAAACCAGCACCAGACCUCGAUGAGAUAUUCAAGAAAUUUCCUCUGUUAGAUGGGCAUUACAAGCGUGUGUUGGACGUGCCUGAAAUAAAGGCCUGGGUCGAGAAACGACCUGCAUCCGACUUCUAAGCCCUUUAUCGAUGUGAUACUCUUGGCAUAUGUUAACGUAGGCACAACUGUGUACAAAUAAAGUUAGGAUAUAUAUGAUUUGAGAUUUACUGGUUACUGGUUCUAAUAAACCAUUAGGCUCGAUUUCCGCCGUCUCCUGGGUCCGGUCUUUGAUCCUCCCCGAAGAGAGACGGGAGGAUGAGUGCGGGCUCAUUUUGCCGAACAGCGGCUGGUAAUCGAGUCUCAUAAACCAUGUUUUCUCGAAUUUGUGUGAACUUUAUAAUAACUGUUAUAAUGUUUCUAAUAUUUGACGUCACUGGCUUUAAGGGGGUAAAAUAGUUUCUGCAGUCAGUCAGAAUUAUCUCAGUCUUCCUAAAAAGAAAUGAUUUACCCCAAAUUAAGGUCUCACUUUAUUGGAGGAAAACUUCAAAAGCGCUCCUCCUAGUUAAACACUCUUCGAAAAACGAGCCCCUGAUCGCUGGCCGAAAUUUGAAAUGAGCGAUCGGGCGCUUAUUCGGGAAAGUUAGACCAGCUAUGAAGGAUUUUAUAUUCAAUGGUAUAUAUCACUGGUAAACUUUUAUUUUCAGCUGUUUUAUUUUUGUUGAGGACCAUGCAGAUACUUUUAUUAUCUGGGGAUGUCAAGAGAUGCCCCGCGAGCAGAAGCCCUUCGAUCUUCCUAGAUACGUCCCGACUUAUAUAUCUAGGAAGAUCGAAAGGAAGGGCCCUGCUCGCAUGGUAAUCAAGAGAAACCCUUCCGAUUCCCCGCUACACCAAUUGAAAGAGGGGAUACCGUAUUUAAAUCGUUAGAAAGGCUUCUCGCUCGAGUUCACCUUUAUACAGCAUUUUACGGGUAAUGAUUAGAAGCGAAUCCUUUUUACAUCUCAGGGACACGUCUAGGAUGUGUCGUAGUAAGCGACCUCUCGGUUAUUAAACAUUUCAAUUCUUGGUCAAAUUUAUGGUGAUAAAUAACAUAAGAGUCAUACUUCAGCUAGUCAUGUGUACUUUCAAUAUCAAGCGAGGUUCUCUGAGGGACUCGGUAAACAAACUUGUUUUCCACUUUCCAAGAACUAACUACGUGAAAAAUAGCUUUAGUUUCAGCGGUGCAACCCUUUGGAACAGUUACCCCGUAACAUUAGAGAGUCUGCUUCAUUAAAUCAAUUUAAACGCCUUCUCUAUCAUAAUUUUUAAACACGGUAUUCAUGGAAAUCAGGUUCUUAAAGUGGCAUAUUUGUUGUAAGCUAAUGUAAUGUUAGGAUUAGGAUUUUUAGAUUUUACUGAGGAUGUUAGUCAUUGUAUUGGAAUUUAUUGUACCUGAUGAAUUUUUUACCGUUUAUAAACAAUGAUUAAAGAUACGAACACAGUUUAAUUAUCUUCUUUGAGAUUUUUCCAAGUUAAGUGACGUCUAUAUACCUUGUAUAUAACACUUCGAUGAUGACUAAAAGAGGAUAAAAUUCCCGAAAAUUGCGUCAAUCCACCUCCACAUUCAUAUAGUCUGCCAAAUGAUGUUACAAGACCAAUCCGGGAAGAAUUUUAACUCUUUUUUGUUUUAAUAUUUUGUCCCAAGAAACUAAAAUGGCUACUGCAGGUCACGACGCUGAAUUCCCCUAAUUACACCUACCCAAAGGUGUCAUGGUUUUGUGUGCACCACAGGGCACCACAGGCUCUUCAGAUGUGUCCCCAUUCUACAUACAGUAGACCCUCGAUAACUCGAACUCCUUUGUCUUUUCUGCGUUGGCAAGCCUGUGUUGAGUGAUUAAAAACGUUAUAUCUUUUUACAGUUCUAUCCAGCUGGACUUCCCUUUGCAGUGCCUUCCAUUUAUUUAUUUAUUUUUUCCUUAAAAAAUGUCAUUAUAAAGCUUAUUUGACACUUUUCAGCUUCAGUUCUUUUGUUGCAAGAAAAUGAAAGCGAAGUGAAGCGAUCUGCCAUUUUUGACAAAGGAGCGAUCGCAAGAAGUUAAGAGAAAAGCGUGGUUUCGUUUACGCAUGAGCAGAAUAUUAUUGGCAGCCAAACAAAGUUGGACGACAUUGCACAUAAGCAGACCAUUAUUUGUAGGCAGUUAUUUGCAGUCACGUGGUGGGCUUUCGACCAAUAAAAAGGAAGAAAAAUUUGCAUCGAAUGAUAAUUACUGAUUUGUCCGCGCUUUGGGCAGCCUACCACGCAGACGUUAUUUUGGCUCGUCAAACAAUCCUUCCCAACGAACCGUGGGAGGCUACGCUUUGACGAAACUCAUUGUCUUCUGUUAUAAAGGUCCAUGAUUUGUUCAACCUCGCAAGUGAUUAAUAGUUGUGAAUCAGCUUUUCUGUUUACUGACUCAUUACUAGUUAGCCUUUUAAUUCCAUAUUAAGAAGCCGUUAGUAUUGGAAGGUUUGCCUAGCCUUAUGCUUGGUACAAGGUCAAUUACUUCCAACCAGUUUAGUGUGAAAUAAGGGUGAGGAUGAGGGUUGGGGAGAUUUGUGGGUUCGAAAAUAAUUUCAGUAGGAUAUUUGGUUAAAUGAAAAAGUCUGUAAGAGAAAUGGAAAUGUAACUAACUUAAAUACAGUAAAUAAAGCGAAAAGGUGUGUUCAGAGAAAACCUGCGCUACUGUUGUAGGGGUUGUCUGGGUGAUGAGUUUUGUUUUUGUUUUAUAAUUAAGCUAAAAUGAGUAUGAUAGUGUGUGAACGUGAUUGGUAUUACAGACAAGUGAAUGAGUAUUCCUCUAGCCUGGAAAAGUUGAAUCGCACAGUACGCGCUCCCCUCGUACAAGUGAAAGAAAAAGUGAAAAGUGACCUCACCGAAGGAGUUGGGAGAUUGCGGGGAGGGGUGGUGGUGGGGGGGGACAAUGGUAUGAGCAAAAGUAGCCUUCCCCUUCAGCAUCACGCAUCGUAUCUCUUUUUUCGCUUCAUAUCUACCCGCGCGUAGGAGAGAGGCGGGUUAAACGGCUGAAACAAAUUGCUUAGUCAUGAUGUGUCUACUUACAGUACUGAGCCGUCACGUUUGAUCGAGUUCGUUCGAGUGUGAUAGGGAUCCUUAGAUAAACUACCUUGGCUCCAGGGGUCUGCUCUCGAAACACAUUUGAUAAAGUAAAGCGUGCUCACACUUUGAUAAAAAAACGUCUGGCAUCCAGGGUAUUGACAAAUCUAAUAAAGACAAUAGAAGAAAAAUGGCUUCGUCCUUGCUUUUUAUCUCCUAUAAUUUUCUGCCCGUUAUACUUGCGUGACUUGCAGUGACGUGACAACCGCGUUCAUGGACGUCAGAAGCCUGAGAACAAAGUUAAAUGGCUGAGUCAUAUCGGGGGCGUCUGCCCAUAUAACCCGUAUCAUUCACACAGAGUCAAACUACAGCACAGGUAGGGAGUCGUCUGGCUCGUGUUGCAGGUGUGCUUAGAAGUAAGAAGAAGAAGAAGAAAAAGAAAAAGACCAAUAUGUCAGGUUACAAGCUUUACUAUUUUCCAGCCCGUGCUAAAGGAGAAAUAGACAGAUGGGCAUUUUCAGCGGCUAAAAUUGAUUUCGAAGACAUUCGAGUGAAUUUUGGAGAAGAAUGGCUCAAGGAAAAAGAGUGUAAGUAGAACAUAAGAACAAGUUGGUUGUUUUCUGAAUUUGGUCGAGUUCUCAGUGACAAUGAAUUAAAAGUUAUGGAAAAUGAAGCGCAUUCAACACUGCAGAGUCGCGUGCUAUGCAUACAACAAUUCUGAACAAUUUUAUCGGUUUCGUGACAGUGAUCGUUUUCGAAAACGGAUUCGUUCGAUUGCAUGAUGUGGUUUUCGUUUUGAACCUUUUCAUAAACGUAUAUUGAACAGUCCUGUUUCUUUCUUUUCCUUGGUGAACAUAUCACUUUGUUUUGUGACAAAUGUCACCAUAUAAUUAUAAAAAUUAUGUGGCCGGCCUGUGCAUAUUUAAUCGAGUUGAUUAUUCUUACACUUGGCGUCAUGCUUCCUCGCGCCUCUGAAACAAACUGCUUUGUCAUGCUUGCCGAGUGGUUAUGCUUCACAUACAUUACUCACGAUCAAAUAUCAGAAUACACCUUAAUGCACAAUGACAUAAUAUAAAAUGGUCUUUUGUCUUGAAGUGAGUCAGCAAUCAACUGCUUGUUAGCCUCCCACGCAGACGUUGUUAGGGGUUCGUCACGCGUUCCUGCUCCACGAACGGCUAACUGCUUGUAAGCUUAAAAUUCCUAUAAAUUGUGUAGUUGACCUGUUCGCAAAGAAAGUGACAGUAAAUAAGCUGAAAUAAGGCAAAUAUUAAGUGUUUUCCCACUUUGAUACGAGGUAUAAACCCACUAUAAAGUAACAAUGAACAACAACAACAACAUAAGCUUUAUUUGCAUGACUAUAAUUAUGUAGUUACAGUAUUGCAAAAGCUUUAACAUAAAAAAAAAAACAAACAAACAAACAGACAAAUCAUAACAAUGAUAAUGCAAUGCAAUGAUCACUAUAGUCAAUCAACUGUCAUCAGCAUGAUUCGAUACCAAAUUAUUACGUAAAUCAUUACAUAAUGAGACAAAUUUCAACAAAUGUGAAUUUACGGAAAAAUUCUGUGAAUUCAUCAAUUUAAUUAUUAAUUCUGUGUAAGAUAGCUGAUUAAAGUCGACAAAAUUUUGUUGUAUUUGAUUGUAGAAUUUCUCCCUUGGGAUUGAGUAUUUUGGACAAUGGAAGAGAAAAUGAAAUUCGUCUUCAAUUAUACCAGAGUUGCAAAUAGGGCAGAAUCUAUCGUUACGGGAAGUUUGAUUAUAUCUUCCAGUUUCAAUCAUGAGUUUGUGGUUACUUAUACGAAUUUUAACUAAAUCUUUCCUAUUAGCAGAAUUUCUAAUUAAGUCUAGAUAACUUGAAAUUUUAUAAUCAUGUUUAAAUAAGCUGUAAAAUUGUAGCUUCGUAGAAUGAUGGAUUGUAUGUUGCCAAUAUGCAAUAUAUUUUUGUUUUAUUAUAUCUAUAUAGUGUUUGAUCUUAGCUUCACUUAAAUUAUUAGGAUCAAAAUCAGGGAGGUCAUAAUAUUCAGAUAUUUUCAUAAGAUUAUGGUAAAAGCUAUUUUUACCAUUACAGUGAAGUUCUAGCGAAGUGCGAAAGGCUUGUUUAACAAUAGUAUCCUCGUUUUUACGCAGAAGAUACAAUGUGUAAUAAAGGAUAUUUUUAUAAAUAUUAAUGAUUAAUGGAAACCGUCCUAAUUCACUUCUACUUGCAACAUUUGAAGCUUUAUUGCUUAUUUCUAGGUAACGCUUGCAAAAUUUCAAGUGGGUUUUUUCAAUUGGGGUAUUGUCCCAAACUUUAAAAUCAUGUUUUACAUAUACACCCCAAAUUUCGCUAUUAUAUGAUAAUAUUGGGGAAAUCAUCGUUUCAAAUAUUUUGCAAGCAAGAGAAGGUUUUAAUUUGCUAAAGUUUGUGUGUUUUCUUAAACUAAAAAGAGCAUGAAGAGCCUUCUCUUUCAAGUGUUCGAGUGAGAUAUUAAAAUUACCGGUUGAGGAGAUACGGGUUCCUAAAUAUGUAUAUUCAUGGACAAUAUCAAUGGUUUCUUUACCUAUAUGGAAUAGAAACUCUGCUUUGGCCUAGGGUCCUCUCCUACUUGGCAGAGCUUGGCCCGCGUGUGCUUAAUUAGGUGCCGCAUACAUUAUGUAUACCACAGCCGGUUGGCGGGCGGGGGAGGGGAGAUGAGGAGGGAUUGUUAAAAUGUUUUGUCAGAAAACAGAGGACAUGGUGAAAAAAAAAAUUCUGAAGGCAGAAAUGGGCAUGCCAUGAAUUUUGCCAUGGGGUACUCCCUUGUUUGACUUCAACCAGGAUGUGCUGCUGAACGAGGUUUGGUUUUCAGGGUGUUGGGUCUUAAACAGGACGGGUAAACAAUAAAUUUUUUCACUAUUUAGCAUUUUGCACAGGGUGCCUUUUUGGACUGAAAGCCUGUAAAUGAGUGUGAAUUUUAAUUUGGCAUAUUGAUAUCAUGGGUGACAGUGACAAUUCACCAUUAAUUUUAAUGGUGGGUUUUUGAGUUGCUUAUUGUAUCAAGAACUCCAUGCACUGUGAAGUCUAGAGAAUAAAAUUUUUGCUUUAGUUCACGGUUCUCUUAAUUUUUUGACAAAAUACCUAAAGUCUAACCUCCACUGACAGUCACCCCUCCACAACGCGCACCCACGGCCACUUUCUUCUGUCUCCAUGGCUACCAUUGUGGACAAGUUCAACUGAAAUAAAAAAUUAGAAACCUUUUUUCUGUUAAGGAUUGUGCACUAUCAUGUGUUUAGGUUUUCUACAGCAUCUUUUUAUGCCAUGGCAUUUUUGUUUUUUUAAGUUUUAAACCCUGAUGUCGUUUUGUGAUCCUGGCACAACCUCAUUUGCACCGUUUUCUCAAACUCACCCAUGAUUGGAAUCCCCCAAUGCUCUGAGGGGACAAAACUCGCUCUUAUCUGCCCCUCCCCAAAUCGUUUAUUUGUUUAUAUCUCCCAGAAUCUACAAGGCACAUGACCAGACCCAACCAGGGUGUCUUUCUCUUGACCGCGCUCUCCUAGCAGAGAAUCCUGGGAAUCAGGUUGAUCCUGGCACAAAAAUAUACAGAACGUUAAUUGCCUUAGCAAUUUCAUCAUUUUUACAUGUAAAAUUAUAAAUGGUGAAAUCUUGUCUCAAUGAUAAGGAGUAAUUUGUCAUCCAUGAUGUUAUGGUAGAUUAAAUCUUUGAAGAUGGCCAUUUCUUUAUUCUGUUGAAACACAACCCAUUCUGAAGGGCUUUUCCCUUAAAAAAUGGGAGGGGUUGGGCAUCAGUAUACAAGGGCGCCAGUGGCAGCUGCUAUCAGUCCAUUUAUGAGCUUACUGUAACCUACCCAUUGCUCAUAAUAUGAAUGAUGAGUGCUGCGUGAAAGGUUACUAGACCACACCACCGGGGAAACUUCCCAGUAAACCAAAUAAAGAAGGUUUAAUUAGAUGUAUUUCUGGGUGUUUCAGUGUGAAUUCAUUGAUUUAGUCAACUUUUUGGCUCUAUUGCGUUACCCCUCGUAACAAGCUUGGGAUGCCUGUGGAGAUAUUAGCAUUUUUGCUAUCAUCUAAUUCGAAGUUAAAUAAAGUAUUUGAUUGAUUGAUUGAUUGAUUGAUUGAUCAUUAAUUGUUGUUGUUUUCAGCGGGCAGACCACCACUUGGUCAGAUGCCAUUUCUCGUGACUCCUGAAGGAAAAAUCCUGGCACAAUCUGGUGCCAUUAUGAAAUACAUCUGCAAGAAAGCAGGUAUGAAAACUAACAUCGGUAGUGGAGCUUUAUCUAAAAGGGCAGAAAGAGCUGGAUGUAUACAGUGUGCAAUUUUUUGGUUUGUUCUCCCUGCUGCAGUCCCCGUUAGGGUAAAAUCCUGACAAGCGACAUGGCCUUGAAACAGUGCAUAAGAUAGAUGAAAUGGCGACAAACGACAUGCUGUAAAAUUCCGAAAACAAGCCCCGGGGCUUAUAUUUUUCAAAGGCCCUUUUUGAGGGGCUUAUCUACGGAGGGAAAUUUGCGUUUCAAAAUCCGUUGGGUUAGCCUUAUAGUUGCAAGUAAACUAACUUACCGUUUUUGCUUUGUUUUACUUUGUAUUUGAGGGCAACUUUUCAAGUACAAGCCCCAGGGGCGCUUAUAUCGGAAGGGCGAUUUAACGGAGGGUUUUUUAUGUUACCGGAUUAGGGGGCUUAUAUUUGGAGGGGCUUAUUUUCAGAAUUUUACGGUAUUUAAAGAUGAGCUGAAUACCAACAGGGACAUUGCCUACUCCUCAAACACGCAACGACCGUAUUUGAAAUUCACAUUAGGAACACACAUGUGCAUAGCACCCUUCUCCCUCCUUCCCCCCCCCCCCCCCCCUCCCCCCCCCGCCCCCCAAGAGGGCCUCUACAGACUUUUUUAAUUUGGACAACAAGGGGACAUGAUAUACUGUGUGUAAUGUCCGGGUGUCCGUAUUAAGCAGGCUGUGAGAAGAAAAUGCCACGGACACAUUCUUUAUAGCCUGCGUAGCAAGCGUUUCUGUGCGGUUUAGGAGCAAAGAACGAGGAACGAGAGUCAAAGAUCGCGCGAAAAAUGGUGCAUUUCUCGCGGGGUCAAAACCGAAAGUCGCCUUCCUCGGUCUUGCUUUGCUUCGAAACCAAACGGAAACGCUUGCUACGCAGGCUACAUUCUUUACUGAUACAGAGAUACAAAGGAGCAAUUGCUGAAGCAAAAAGCCAAGGAAAUUAAGUGAAACUUGUUUAAUAGGAGGCCAAAACGCUAGUAUUUGAUAAGGGUCAAACACCGAAAGAAAAACUGAAGGAUCAAAAUCAAACAGGUCAGACUGCUUCCAAUAAGCACACAGUAAAAAUAUAACGUGCGCACGGCAGAAACCCAGAGUUUGCCAAGCGGGGUUUGACCGAUAUAUGAGUGUUUGUGACCCAAGGUACAGAAAGGUAUCCGUUGUGCUUAUUAUAUUGACCGGUGUCCGCACCAAGCGGUUUAAUUUUAGAGAAAUAAAAUGUAUGAGUUUUCUGUUAGGGCAAACGAAACAGUUUUUUUAUAUACGGAUGCCCGUAUAGAGUAUUUUCACUCACGUGGCCAGCAUCUAUCCAAAUUUAUUGCAACAAAAGAAAGCGUUUGCAUAAGAAAAGAGUUCAACUCCCAGAGGAUUGGUUUGGAACACCAACAUGGCCGCCGUUUCAUUGUUUUGGGACACCAAUAUGGCCGCCGUGACGUCAUGUGAAAACACUCUAUAGAGAGGAGACGUGUGACGUCACGUUACCAUGGUAUCAAAAUUUCUGGAUCUCAACUAUCUUUCUUGACAGAGAGGGCCAUUUGGAUUGUUGAACAAUGGAAGAAAAGUAUACGCUACCGUUUUCUUCCUGCUUGCUAUCAUGUAAAGGAAAGUCUUACUUGUAAAUUUUUUCGCUUUUUUCAGUUCGCCCGCCGUAUUUUUAGAUACAGAAAUUUUGCUACCAUGGCAAAAGGACGUGACGACUUCUAGUUACCCUGCGAGCACAGGUUUCUCUAAAACAAACCAACUACGCGACUAACAAGCGACGCGAAGGACAGUCGUAAACGCUAAACGCCUCCCCCACCUCCUACCCCCGGGAACCCUAGGAGGGCUUGCUCUCAGGUAGACCGGGGCUCCAACUGUACUUGAUGCUCGCGUUUCCAAACCCUGAUUUCCGACCAUUUCUGAUAAACUUGUCAGGUUUGUCCCCUAGUGACAGUUUUGACGAAGCAGUGGCUGACAUGAUCCAUGAUGGAGCUACUGAUUUGCGUAAUCUCUGGCUCAGAACACACUUUGAAAAGGAUGAAGCGGCAAAGGUACGAUUGACUUAACUUGUAGCUAGAAAAGUAGCCUAUAACCGUCAACUCUCGUUGACAAAAAUAUAAAUCACUUUUUUCAAACCGGUUUAAGUACAGGUGAAAGGAUUAUAAAGAGAGCAAACCGGCAGCCUGCGUAGCACUAUGCUGAAGCGUUUCCGCUCGAGUUAUUGCUCUCGUUCUGGCUUUCGCCCAUUAUUUUUACCCGGCACUUCGUGCCUUGCUCGGAAAGCUGAAUGCGUUGACCUUCGGGCGACGUUCUUUCCCACCGAACACUGGAUAAGAUUUUACCAGGUCCGUAACAAUAUCCUGUGACGAUUUAAUCGGUCAUAUUCUAUUCUACAGUAAACAAAGGCGAAUCGCGCUAUUAUAAGCUGAAAAUUUAACUGCAAUCAAGAAAACAAAUAACCCCUCUGCACCCUGUAUAACUCAAGCGGAAACGCUUGCUACGCAGGCUAGCAAACCGGUUCCAAUAAAAGCCAUUAAAUGGCAAUGAAUCGGCUCAGGAACCACACCGGAAAGAAGAAAAACUUAAGGGGUUGGGUGAUGUAGGUGAUUUGUAUUUCAUUCAGACGAUGGUAACAAUUUUUCCCUUCGAAAUAAAAUACUUAUCAAGAUGUUUUUUGUUCUUGAUCGGUUAGACUUUCCCCCAAGGUUACGUAAUCAGCCUCUGUGGUGUAGUCGUUAGGUGUAGUCGCAUCAUAGUACGCACCAAUCAUAAGGUGGGGAGGCCGGGAGAGCAGGCACCGUAGAAAGUGGAACUGUUGUAGACAUAGCGUGACAUACUGGCUACCUAUUGUAAUGGGAGAUAACAGUCGAUGAGAAUAUCAUACAAAUCACUUUGACUCUGAAGAUAACUGACUACCGCACAGGUUAUCGACACGCCAGUCACUUUCAACAACAAUCAUAUUCAGGACUACGAUCACCCGGACGAUCAUGCUCCACCUACUUAUGAAAUGACUCAUGGGUUCAAACCCCGGGGGGGUACUUUAGGAAUUUCUGGGUGGGGAUGUGCCGCUGGGUCCCUGGAACCCUUAACCUAUGCCAGAGCUAGUUCAGCUGAAUUUUGCUACCCUAUACUACAGUGAACUCCCCAAAUCCCCCCUAUCCUAGAGUAGCUGUUUUCCAGAAACUACUGAGGUCACUAGCACAGUAGUCUAGCCAAAACAAAACGUUAUACCACAAUCCCUAGUCUAGAUAAAAUCUUCAACCAACUGAUCAGUUUCCUGAAAAAUGAUACCCUAUUCUAGACCCAAACGCUCUGAUUUAUAUACCCUAUCCUAGAGUAAACUGCUUGAAAACCAUAACCUUCACAGCGGCACAUUCCUAUAUAGCCCAUAUAUGGCUAUGGCGGGGUUCAAACUUUUCACAGUGGAUACUUCGAUCGUAAUAACUGGCAAAAUGUCGCAAAAUGUAAUCAUUUUAUACCUACCUAACCGUUAUCUUUAUUAAGGAAACGAAAUUGAAGGAGUUUUUGGAAACAACUCUUCCUGCCCGACUUGAGAAAUAUGAAGCUCUUCUCAAAAGUAAGGACGAAGGCAAAGGGUUCUUUCUCGGAGCCAAAGUAAGUAAGCAUGUGGGAGAAAAACGACUUCUCCUCUCCAUUCUUUUCCAUGUUAAUUAUGUUCCCUGGCUCCCACGAGUCUCCUGUAGCUCAGUGUUAGAGGUUCUGGACUGGUAACCGGGAGGCCUAGGCUGGAGACCUGUUGGGAAAAGGGACACGCCUUUUUUCAGUCUUUUUUUUUUCUCAUUGUAUUGCCCCAUAUACGUCAAGGAAUCCAAGAAAGUCUUGGAUUCUGGAUUCCAUGCCGUGGAUUCUAGAUUCCGGGUUUUGGAUGCCAGUCUUUGUCCGCAUUCCAAUCGUUGGUGGGAUUCCGCAUUCCUUGAGCUAUAUUCCAUGUUCCACGAGCAAAAUGUUCUCGGAUUCCUUUUCAUGGGUCAACUUAAGCUUACUAUAGGUUUUCAUUCGGCCUUGUUCACUUGUUAAGUUAUUCAAAAAACAAAAACAAAAAGAACUCUAUCCUAAGCGAGUAGUUCAAUUCUCUUUUCUUUUUUCUUCAGCUCAGCUAUGCCGACCUUUCGUUCGUUGAAUUUAUUAACAGCUUCAGUUUGAUGGUGAAAAAACAGAAAGAUGAUGGUAAACCAGCACCAGACCUCGAAGAGUUAUUCAAGAAAUUUCCUCUGUUAGAUGGGCAUUACAAGCGUGUGUUGGACGUGCCUGAAAUAAAGGCCUGGGUGGAAAAACGUCCUGCAUCCGACGUAUAAGCCUCUUAUCGAUGUGAUAGAGCGAUUUUCGUAUGACCUUGAAAUGAAAACUCGCGAACAAUACAGAAACAACAAACGAACGGAAAUAGAGCGAUUUGAUUGGUUUAUAGAACGGAUACAAACGUGUUUGGUCUUUGGUUGGUUAAGCUAACGCUAGAAGUUUCUAGAAAUCAAUCGAUACUUCGCUUUGACGUCAUACUGCAGCACGAUUGGCCAAUCGAACAAUACCUUCUCCAUAUUAGGAUUUUUUGGCGGGAAAACAAAGAGUCCAUGUUUUGAUCUUUUCAUCCAUUGGCUGAUAAAACAAAUAACGAACACUUACCGAAACCAUUUUUCAAGGUCAUGCGAAAUUCGCUCUACUUAUGGCAUAUGAACGUGGGCACAACUGUGUACAAAUAAAGUUAGAACAGGAGCAUAGAAUAAAUAUUAUUUGUGAUUUACUGG